AGGACUACAUCUUUUCUCACGUGAAUUCGGAAAAGUCCCGCGCAUCGAAUCCAUCGAGAGGAUCCAAGGAACUGGAAUUCUCACGGCAAACUUCUCAGGAUUCUCAGGCAUCUAUCGAGACCAUCGCAGUAGGACCCGUGAAAGUCCACUCCAUGGGCCUGGAUUCGGACUGGAUCGAUUCUGGACUGAAGCAAGGCAUGGGAGGCCCCGUGCAUCAAGGCAUGGGAGGCCCCGUGCGCUUGGAAUCUGUGGGCGUUGAGUCCUUGCACUCGCUGCACUCCCCGACCUCACCGCAGUCGCCAAGUUUCGAGCCCCGAGUCCUGGGCGACGUCGCAGUGUUCGAAGAAUGUUGAGGCGGUGGACG
This is a messenger RNA of Cladocopium goreaui, 364 nucleotides long. Lineage: Eukaryota; Dinophyceae; Suessiales; Symbiodiniaceae. The record is from the annotation of a GenBank genome assembly.